Rubroshorea leprosula is the source of this 2392-nucleotide messenger RNA. The record is from the annotation of a GenBank genome assembly. NCBI's taxonomy places the organism in Eukaryota, Viridiplantae, Streptophyta, Magnoliopsida, Malvales, Dipterocarpaceae.
AACUGUAUUAUGUGAUUCAGUAGUACCUUCUUCACCAUCACUCGCUGUUUCACCCACAACCCAGAGCAGUUUCGAGCUCAUCCCAACUGGGAUGGACUCAAGAACUCUCCUUGAUCGAGUUCUGUUUCAGCUCAUCCCAACACGAACCAGAUUUGAUCUGGUGCUCCUGUAAGGGCAAGAAUGAGAAGCUUGAUUCUGGACUUUUUGAGCCUUUCAUUUCUCACCUCAAAGUUGCAAGAGAUGAGAUUUCAAAAGGAGGGUACUCAAUUUCUCUGCAGCCACCGGUCCAUAAAUGCUGCCUGGUUCACCAAAGAUGCCCUUGAAAGUUUAAUUCUUGCACUGUCUUUGAUUGGCAUGAAUUAAAUCAAGUGCUAAAAUUCAAUGAUAAAGCUCUACAGAUUUGUUAACUCAGUUGAUUUUGUUUAUAACUGAGUGCGUGGAAGCUUGAAAAGACACUGAUUAUGAGUGCUGAAUGAAACCAUGAUAUAGCUUUGAACUAUAACUGAGGAGGGUAACUCCUGAAUUCAUUUUCCUCUUUGGUAGAUUUGUUCUGUUUGUUAGCACACCUGCAGUUCUUGAAUGGUUUGGCAGCUUAGAAAAAGAAAUAUUGCAAAUUGAGAAUUCUGUUCUAACUAAUGAUGUUUCAAAGACUGAUUUGGAUGGAAGGCAGGAGGAAGAACAUUGAUCAGUUGCCAAUGGAUAUAUGAGGGAGCCCAGUAAUUCCUCUAAGUUAAAAGGUGAACUUGAUAGAAAAGAAACCUUGCCUGAAGAAAAUUCCAUUGUUGUUAUGACAAGGGUUCAACUUCGCCGGCUUCUGGAAACUCAGAAAAUCUUGCUCCGGAAAGAGCAAGCAAUGGCUUAUGCUCGUGGGCUGGUUGUUGGAUUUUCAGUGGAAAAUAUGGAUAAUCUGACCUUCUUUGUUAAUGCAUUUGGAGCAUUGAGGUUUAGGGAAGCAUGUGCUAAUUACAUUGAAUUAUGCAAGAAAAAGCACGCAGAUCAACUUUGGAUGGCAGAACUAGCAGCUGUGAAGGGGUGCUCACUGGCUGAACUCUCAUUAUUGGAUACAUCUGACAUUGUACUUACAAAUGAAUCUUUGGAUGCACUAAAGUCUCACCCAAUAACACAACCAGCAACUUUGGACUCCACAAAAGUUCAUCAGACACCAUCAACUGCUCCAAAAUAUCAGUUGCUGAUGCCAUGGCCAAACCAGAUCCCCCAAUACAUAUACAACUUUCCAGGUCUUGUUCAACAGCUGCCUUCAUAUCAAGGAUAUUCUUUCCCUCCCAUGCAGCCUGUCCUUCUUCACUAUCCAAGGAAUGCACAUAAGCCUACCAAUAAGGGUUGGGAGUCAUCUUCAGGAAAAAAGGAGAAAUCACUGAAUGGAAAGGAAGAUGAAUAUUCAGGAGAAAAUGGACAAACUGAAUCUAGUGCCUCUAACUCUGGAAGUGAUUCAGGGUCACAUAAACUUAGGUGUGACAAAAAUCAAUCACCAGAUCAUUCAUCUAGAAGAAAACACAGGAAUAAAUCAUCAAGAACAAUUGUUAUUCAUAAUAUUGACUAUAUAACUCCUAAAAGGAGAGAUGGAGAAAAAUGUCAAGUUUCUGAUGGAUCCUCUUUAGAUGAGGAUGAGUUCACUCAGAAAAAUUCUUUUAGAGAGAAGAGAGAGGAUGCAGUUGUUUCACUGGAGGAAUGCUGUAAGUUAAACUCAAGUGAUGACAAAAGUAGGGAAAUGGACAGGGAGUGCUGCACUGCAAAUGGAUCAGAAGAUGCUUCUCAACAGAGUUUUUCUAAUGACCUUGAAACAUGUGUUUCUAAAGGAGGAAAAAUAGAUGAUAACUGGGAAGCUUUCCAGAACGUUCUGAUGACAAAUGGAAUUGCAAGUGUGAAGGGAGUAGAAACUUAUGCCUCAACCCCUGCCGUAGACUUGGAAUUGGAGGAAGUUCUGAAGCACCAAAUGGUUUCAGCUGAUUCCUUUGUUCUGAAGGAGAGGGAUGAAAAAAGUGAGAAUAUAGUGAAGUCAGAUGAUUUGGUAAAUGAAGAGAGUUUCUGUCCAUUGAUGAAGAGCAGUAACUGUGCAGAAGAAAUUUUAUUCAAUCCAAGGAGUCUGGAAGAAUCAACAAAUGAACUUGGGGAUACCCUGUCUACGUGUGUUAAGGAAUCGUCAAAAAUCAAGUGUGGAAAGGGAGAAGAUUGGUUCGUUGUCAAUCACUCCAGGAAACAAGAAAACUAGGAUUCAACCAGUGGGCGGAUAUUAUUUGAUGGGUAUCAGAUUCUACCAUUUGAGGGUGAUCACUUGUACCCUCAGAAGAGUAGAAGGGACAUCAUUAUUGAUGAUUGAUUCAUGGUACACUCUCAACCAGAGCUUGAUGGUGAAUAUAAUUUGCAAUGGAAA